CAACCCACCAUGCAACCAAUCUACAACCCCUACCUCGUGGCCGCCUCGGCCACGAUCGGUGGCAUGCUCUUUGGCUUUGACAUUUCCUCCGUCUCGGCCUUUGUCAGCGACGACGACUACCUCGCGUUCUUCAACUCCCCCGACUCCGUCCAGCAGGGCGGCAUCACUGCGUCCAUGGCCGGUGGCUCGUUCCUCGGCUCGCUUUGCUCUGGUUUUGUUUCUGAUAAGAUUGGAAGAAAAUACACUAUCCAAGCUGCGUCCAUCAUCUGGAUCAUCGGCUCGGCCAUCCAGUGCUCGGUGCAGAACCGCGCCCAACUCAUCUGCGGCCGUCUAAUCUCCGGCGUCGCCAUCGGCGUCUGCUCGUCCCAAGUCCCCGUCUACCUCUCCGAACUCUCGCCCAAGCGCAUCCGCGGCCGUCUCGUCGGUCUGUUCCAGUGGGCCGUGACCUGGGGUAUCAUGAUUAUGUUUUACAUUUCCUACGGCUGCUCGUUCAUCAAAGGCCCGGCCUCGUUCCGCACCGCGUGGGGUAUCCAGAUGGUUCCUGGCGCGUUGCUGCUCGCGACGUUGUUCUUCUUCCCCGAGUCGCCGAGAUGGCUGGCGUCUAACGACAGAUGGGAGGAAGCGACGACCAUCAUCCGUCAUGUGCAGGGCUCGAACGGCGCAGAGGAUACGCCUGAAGUGCAUCUCGAGCUGCAGGAGCUCAAGGAGGCUGUCCGCAUCGACCAGCUCAGCAAGGAGCUCGGAUACCGCGAUCUGUUCAAGAAAGGAUCACGUCUUCGUACUUUUGUCGGCGUGACCGCGCAGAUCUGGCAGCAGAUGACGGGUAUGAACGUCAUGAUGUACUACGUCGUCUACACCUUCGAGAUGGCGGGCUACACCGGCAACACCGGUCUUGUAUCCUCCUCGAUCCAGUACGUGAUCAACAUGGUGAUGACCGUUCCCGCCCUUCUCUUCAUCGACAAGUGGGGCCGUCGCCCGCUCCUGAUCUACGGCGCGAUCGCGCAGUGCAUCUGGCUGUUUGCCGUCUCGGGCCUCAUGGCGCAGUACGGCCACUACGUCGACGAACUCAACGGCAACGCAAACAUCCGCUGGACGGUCCCGCACAAGAACGCAGCAAAGGGCAUCAUCGCGUGCAACUACCUCUUCGUGGCCUCGUUCGCAAUGACCUGGGGCCCUGGAAUCUGGAUCUACGUCUCCGAAAUCUUCCCGCUGCGCCAGCGCGCGACCGCAAACGGCUUCUGCGCGGCGUGGAACUGGAUCUUCAAUUUCGCGCUCGCGUUCUUCGUGCCGCCUGCGUUCCGCAAUAUCCAGUGGAAGACCUACAUCAUCUUCGCCGUCUUCUGCGUCUGCAUGACCAUCCACGUCUUCUUCCUCUUCCCCGAGACCCGCGGCAAGACGCUCGAGGAGAUCGACGUUAUCUGGGAAGAACACAUUCCGCCAUGGAAGACCUCCAAGGUCGACGUCGCGGAGUUGGCUGCAAACAGAGCGCUCACGUCCAAGCACGAGAAGCAGAUGGCGAUCGAGCACGACGAGCAUCUGUCGACCGCGGGCACGGUUGCCGCGCCCGAGCCGGCGGUGGGUGCAGAGGCGCCGGCGCAGGGCGAGGAAGAGCCGAAGUAUUAGCCGCUCUGAAUGUUUUUUGUUAUGUCGAGUCUGAAGUAGUAAUUUUGAGUGUAUAACAAGUGUUAGUCGGUAAUACUAUAAUUUAUCAAACGU
This is a messenger RNA of Myxozyma melibiosi, 1716 nucleotides long. RefSeq names its product general substrate transporter. The transcript has 2 exons. The record is from RefSeq and is a predicted model, not a curated record. Lineage: Eukaryota; Fungi; Ascomycota; Lipomycetes; Lipomycetales; Lipomycetaceae. Gene Ontology annotation, cellular component: membrane. Gene Ontology annotation, molecular function: carbohydrate:proton symporter activity. Gene Ontology annotation, biological process: carbohydrate transport; transmembrane transport. The coding region runs from base 10 to 1623 and encodes 537 amino acids.